UGACUCAGCCACCCAGGUGCCCCCAAAUUGAGAGGUUUUAAAACUGAAAGGUUGCAUAGGCUAAUUUCUAAGAUAAUUAAAGAGAAUAAUAAGAGCAAUUUAGAGUCGGUUAAGUUAGAGCUAGAAGUUCAAUGGGAGGCCAGUGAUGUGGAAGGAUAACAAAGGCAUAUCAAUCUAUUUCCUAUUAGAAAGAAAUUCACACAGAAGUCUAAGGCAUCUGCAAAUUUUAAGUUGAAAAGAAUGACUUUAGAAAGUGGAUUCAGGGGCACCUGUCUGGCUCAGUCAUAAAUAAAUAAAUAAAUAAAUAAAUGGAUUCAGAAUUACAAAAACUUAAGAUGUUUAUUAUCAUUAGUGAUAAUUCCCACAUAAUUGGUUUGUUAUGCAUGAAUAUGUUAUUUGUAAUUAUUAUUAAUGGUCUCUAAUAGAAGUUGCAUGUCUUUUAUUUCUGAUACUAAUCAGUGGGUGAAGAGCAUUGUCAAUUUUUGUAUUAAAUUGUUUCAGUAGGGCAUGGCUGGUAACCAGAUUAAAAAAAAAAAAAGAACCAGAUUUAUGUAGGGAAUGUGGAUCUAUGCUGGAUGUUUUAUGAACAAACACGAAGGAUUCCAGCCUAGAAGCAUUACUGAAAUUGCUUUUAGGAAAACCUGUCGGCUGGGGCAUCAUUUUGUCCGUCUGAGAGAACAAAGUUCUCCUGUCUCACAUUCUCAUCAGAGUAAAUAAUUGUACAACUUAAAUUCUCCAUCCUGUACAACCUCUUCAAAUUUUUUAUUUCCUUUGAUUUAAUUGUAAGGCUGGACUCCUCUGCCCGACUCGCAUGUUUAUGCUGCACAGGCUUUGGAAUCGGUAGCCAAUCCUCACCAAGACUGAUUAUUUAAGAGCUGAGUAGCGUAAGAACAAACUUCUUGCCAACUUAAGAAAAAUGAAAUUUGCCAAGAGUUGAUUAAAGUAAUACAGAAAGAGACAGUGCUCCCGCCCACGAUAAUGUCCACCCAACUAACUUCAUACUUACAGGUUUUUUUUCUCCUUCCCCUUACUCUGUUCACAUUUGCUGAUUCUCUCACACCUGAUGACUCUUCUCUCAAAUGCCCAUCCUUGGUGUUUCUUCGAAGUUUUGUGCACCGAGGGCGGCCUGAGCCUCUGGAUCUCCACUUGGGCAUGUUCUUGCCUACUUUACUUCACCAGGCAACCGCGGAGCAGCAGGAACGCUUCUUCAUGCCCGCCUGGAACUUGGAGAUCAUUGGCACUUACGCCCAGACAGAGAUGGGCCAUGGAACUCAUCUCCGAGGCUUGGAAACCACAGCCACUUACGAUCCUGAAACUCAGGAGUUCAUUCUCAACAGCCCUACUGUGACCUCCAUCAAGUGGUGGCCUGGCGGACUUGGGAAGACUUCAAAUCAUGCAAUAGUUCUUGCCCAACUCAUCACUAAGGGGAAAUGCUACGGAUUACAUGCCUUCAUCGUACCUAUUCGUGAAAUUGGGACCCAUAAGCCUUUGCCAGGUAUUACCGUGGGAGAUAUCGGCCCCAAAUUUGGCUAUGAUGAGAUGGAUAAUGGCUACCUGAAGAUGGACAAUUAUCGUAUUCCCAGAGAAAACAUGCUGAUGAAGUAUGCCCAGGUGAAGCCUGAUGGCACGUACGUGAAACCUGUGAGUAACAAGCUGACCUACGGGACCAUGGUGUUUGUCAGGUCCUUCCUUGUAGGAGAAGCUGCUCGGUCUCUGUCCAAGGCUUGCACCAUUGCCAUCCGGUACAGCGCUGUGAGGCACCAGUCCGAAAUCAAGCCAGGUGAACCAGAACCACAGAUUUUGGAUUUUCAGACCCAGCAGUAUAAACUCUUCCCACUCCUGGCCACUGCCUAUGCCUUCCAGUUUGUAGGUGCGUACAUGAAGGAGACCUACCAUCGAAUUAAUGAGGACAUUGGCCAAGGGGAUCUGAGUGAACUGCCUGAGCUCCACGCCCUCACUGCCGGCCUGAAGGCUUUCACCUCCUGGACAACUAAUGCUGCUCUCGAAGCCUGUCGGAUGGCGUGUGGUGGACAUGGCUACUCCCACUGCAGUGGCCUUCCAAAUAUCUAUGUCACUUUUACCCCCACCUGCACCUUUGAGGGAGAGAACACUGUCAUGAUGCUGCAGACGGCUAGGUUCCUGAUGAAAAGUUACGACCAAGUGCACGCAGGGAAGUUGGUGUGCGGCAUGGUGUCCUACUUGAAUGGCCUGCCCACUCAGCGCAUCCAGCCGCAGCAGGUAGCAGUGUGGCCAGCUGUGGUGGACAUCGACAGCCCCGACAGCCUAACGGAAGCAUACAAACUUCGUGCGGCCAGAUUGGUGGAAGUUGCUGCAAAAAACCUUCAAAAUGAAGUGAUUCACAGAAAAAGCAAGGAGGUAGCAUGGAACCUAACUUCCGUUGACCUUGUUCGAGCAAGCGAGGCACAUUGCCACUAUGUGGUAGUUAAGCUCUUUUCAGAAAAACUCCUCAAAAUUGAAGAUAAAUCUGUCCACGCUGUCUUAAGGAAUUUGUGUCUCUUGUAUUGUCUGUAUGGAAUCAGUCAGAAGGCAGGGGAUUUUCUUCAGGGAGGUAUCAUGACAGAGUCUCAGAUUACCCACGUAAAUCAGCGCAUAAAGGAGUUGCUGAUUGCAAUUCGCCCAGAUGCUGUUGCUUUGGUGGAUGCGUUUGAUUUUCAAGAUGUGACACUUGGCUCUGUGCUUGGCCGUUAUGAUGGGAAUGUGUAUGAGAAUUUGUUUGAGUGGGCCAAGAAAUCCCCACUGAACAAAUCAGAGGUACAAGAAAACAAUGUCUUUUCACCUUUUGAAAUUCUUCAUUACAUAUUAAGGCAGGAAAGACCUCAGAAGUGACUCCUCUGUGAAAGUUUUGUUGUUUUUUUUAAAGAUUUUAUUUAUUUAUCUGA
This is a messenger RNA of Leptonychotes weddellii (Weddell seal), 2900 nucleotides long. NCBI's taxonomy places the organism in Eukaryota, Metazoa, Chordata, Mammalia, Carnivora, Phocidae. The record is from RefSeq and is a predicted model, not a curated record.